AUGGCGCGCGAUAUCGACGCCCCGGCGACGUGCGUGGUCGUGUUCCUGUGCUUCUUGGCGCUCUUCACGGAUAAAGUGAGCAGCGACUGGGCGAUGAUGCUGAGCGUGGCGACGCUGAACGCGAUCGGGACGCUCACCGUGGAGGAAUCCCUGGAGGGGUUCGCGAACACCGGUUUGUUGACCGUGGGCGCUCUGUUCGUCGUCGCGUGCGGGAUAUCGAGCACCGGAGGGUUGGACUGGUACAUGGCGAAGGUUUUGGGAAAGCCGCGGACGCCAGCCGGGGCGCAACUGCGAUUGAUGAUUCCGAUCGCGUGCGUGAGUGCUUUUUUGAAUAACACGCCGGUGGUAGCGGUGAUGAUACCGAUCGUCACGCGAUGGGCCGAGGCCACGGGGUUGGCGGUGGAGCAGUUGAUGAUGCCGUUGUCGUUCGCCUCGCUAUUGGGCGGCACGUGCACGCUGAUUGGGACUUCGACAAAUUUGGUGGUGCAAGGGAUGGUAAAGACGUACGUGAGGGAGACUCCGGGCCAGGCGGAGGUGACGAUUGGGUUAUUCGAUCUGGGAAAGUACGGGGUGGCGGUGGCGCUGGCGGGGAUUUCGUACGUGUUGCUCGUGUCGCCCUUUUUGUUACCCAAAGGCGCGCGAAGGAUCGGGGCGUCUCCGAACGAGCGUAGGGCGGAAGAUGAGGAGGAUUUGCUCGUCGGUGCGCGCGUCGAGGGAUGGUCACCGGCGGUCGGACGCACCGUCGCGGCGAGCGGCUUAAGAGGGUUGCCGGGUUUGUACUUGGUGAGCGUGCGAAGAGACGAGGCUCUGCUUCGAGCUGUCGGUCCAGAGUUCAUCUUAAACCAGGGCGACAUCUUGUACUUUACGGGGAUGAUUGAGUCUUUAGGGAACGUUUGUGCCGAGUACGGUUUGAUGGCGAUCACGCAAGAGUACGAGGAAGAUGAGAUCGAGAGCGGCACGGUGGCGGAAGUGCGAGACAGAGCCGGGAGCAAAAUCCACGACGGCGUCGUCUCGAUGGAAGAGUCAAGCAGCAUAGCAGAUUUACAAAAGCUCGCGCGCACGCACGCGAUUUACAAAGAGCAAGAAGCGGCCAUUUAUGAUUUGAGAAGGCGUCGACACAAGCGUCGACCGAGAUCGUCUCAAGGGGAGUCGAGCGACGCCGGCGGCAUGCUCAGUCCGGGUUACUACUCCUCGGAUGGGAACCAGUACACGUCCGGCGGGGCGAGCGAUUCGGACGACGCCGUGCGAAGAUCGAGUGGCAAAGCACAAGCGUUGAAACGGUACUCAGAGAAAUUGGAGAGCGCACUGCGAGACGCAAACGGCGCCGACGCGCAGAUCAGCGCGAAGGAGAGCGAAACCGCGCUCGGACCGCCAUUAGUCACGGUCGACGUCGAUCCCGACGCCCAUCAGGACGAUCCUGAACAUGUCGGACGCAUGGUUCUUGGUAUCAGCGCGAAUGAUCGACCGGGCCUAUUGCACGACAUCUCUCAGGCGUUGAAUCGUCUUCAAGUGCAGUUAUUGCACUGCGAAGCCUCGGCGGUGGGAUCUCGCUCGGUUUCCAUUUGGCGAUUGCAAGUGUUACAGAACACGACGACCAAAGAAGAGAUCACGACAGUGAUCAAGACAAUGCUUGAACCGGUGACGGGCAUCGAAGCGGUGAAAAAGCGCGGGCAAUCGGUUGUGAGAUGCAGUGUGAAACCGUCGUCAUCGCUCGUGGGAAAGACUCCUGCCGAGGCAGAUCUGCGCGCGACGUUCGGUGGAGCCAUCAUUGCCGUUCAACGAGGUGGUCGUGCGCCUGCAGGGAAGCUCAGUGCCGUCGUGUUCCAAGCCGGUGACACGCUCGUGCUCCAAGCUCAAGAGGGUUCACCUCUCAUCAAGCUCCUGGAGCGUUCCGAAGGCGCCGUCGUGCAGGAGGAUGAGCGCUUUCACAAAGCGCAAGCGGAUUUUGAGAUAAUUGGACACGGCGUGGGGAUGUCGAACACGGGGAAAGAGUUCCUCAUCGCUGUUCGUAUUGAAUCUACCGCAAGAAAUUUUAUAGGAAAGACCGCGGUGGAGAGCGGAUUGCGAUCACUUCCCGGGUUGUUUCUCGUCUCCAUCGAGCGGGCGAGGUCAACUCUCAGCGAGUCUCCAGCGGAUAGGACAACCGUCAUCGAUCCGAGCGAGCCUUUAGAGGCGAAUGAUGUCAUGUGGUACGCCGGUGGUGCGAGCGCGAUCGCUAGUCUUCGCCGCGUUCCCGGUUUGGCUCCGUAUUCGAGCGAUCAGGUGGACAAGCUUGAGGUGUCGAGUCACGACAGGCGCUUGAUUCAAGCCGUGGUUGGGAAGGCUGGUGACUUGGUCGGUAAAUCGAUUCGAGACAUCAAAUUUCGCACGCGUUUCAAUGCUGUGGUGAUCGCGGUCCAUCGCGAAGGCGCGCGCGUGCACUCAAGAAUCGGAGAUGUCGUCUUACAUCCUGGAGACGUGCUCCUGCUCGAUGCCGGCUCGGACUUUCGAUCGAGCGCUCGCGCUCAGGGCGCCUUCGCCCUCAUCAGCGUCCUGGACGACUCCACGCCUCCCCGGUUACGAUUACUCAUACCUGCGCUCAUGUGUGCGCUGGCUAUGAUCGCAUUGUACACGUUCAAAGUGAUCGAACUCUUCACCGCCGCGGUGCUCGCUGCGGCGGUGAUGAUUGCAUCCGGCACGCUCACGCAACAAGAGGCUCGCAACGCCAUCAAGUGGGACGUCAUCGUCACCAUCGCCGGCGCUUUUGGACUCUCCAAGGCGAUGCAAAAGAGUGGCGUCGCCGAAUUCGUGGCCAAGCAGCUCGUCUCUCUUGCAAAGAUCACGGGCUCGGGACAGAUCGGCUUGCUCUCGGCGGUGUACCUCUCCACGUUCUUGAUCUCAAACAUUGUCACGAACAACGCGGCGGCGGCGCUGAUGUUGCCGAUCGCCGCUCAAGCCGCGGCCGCGCAAAAUAUCCCUCUCGAGAAGAUGGCUUUCCUACUCAUGCUCGCCGCGAGCGCGUCCUUCAUGUCUCCGUUCGGGUACCAGACCAAUCUCAUGGUCUACGGCCCGGGCGGAUACACGUUUGCCGACUUCAUCAAGUUUGGCUUGCCGAUGCAACUCGUGCUCUUGGUGGUCACGAUCGUCGUCUUAGGGGUGAGUGAGGACACCAUCUGGAUCCCAUACGUCGUCAUCGUCGUCAUGUUCCUCGUCGUCGCCGUGGCGACGACAGUCGGCUUGGCGCCCGCGGUGCGCCGCGCGCGAGCGGCGUUCACCCGCCUCGCGUCGCGAAAGAACGCGCGUCACGCCCGUCGCUCGAGCGAAGAAACACUCGAUCCUGAACUCGCUCUCGCGGACGCUUGA
Messenger RNA from Ostreococcus tauri, 3342 nucleotides. RefSeq names its product Regulator of K+ conductance, C-terminal. Lineage: Eukaryota; Viridiplantae; Chlorophyta; Mamiellophyceae; Mamiellales; Bathycoccaceae. Bases 1 to 3342 code for a protein of 1113 amino acids. The transcript has a single exon. Gene Ontology annotation, molecular function: monoatomic cation transmembrane transporter activity. The record is from RefSeq and is a predicted model, not a curated record. Gene Ontology annotation, cellular component: plasma membrane. Gene Ontology annotation, biological process: potassium ion transport; transmembrane transport.